GUGCUUAGUCAACCCCACAGGCUUUAUAAACAACAGGGGUUUACUCUCUGUGUUUAUGUGGGUCACAGGACAGAGAGUGGACAGAGAUUCGGUCAAGUCAGCCAGGGGGAGGGACAAUGAGCGGUCUCUCGUUGCGGUGGAUGUACGCGGUGGCCCUGCCGGGUCUCCUUUGGGCCUCGCAUGUCAGCCUGAUAGUGGAGGGGGACAACGACGCCUCCAGGAUCUGCAAGCUUGCCCCCAACUGGAUGAUAAAGGGACAGGCGCCCAUGCAAGAGCUGCUGGGAAACGUGGUCGUGGUGGCGCUGUUGAAGGCCAGCUGACAGUUCUGUCUCACUCAGGCCUCCAAAAUCGGAGGCCUGCGUGAAAAGCUGAACCGCAGCAACCUGACAGAUGUGUCUUUUAUGAUAGUGAAUGAGCGCGAGGCUCACUCCAGAGCCAUGUACUGGGAGCUGAAGAGAAGAGCGCCCCCUGGUGUCCCCGUCUACCAGCAGGAGCCCCUUCAAGAUGACGUGUGGGAGGCCCUGGAUGGUGACAAAGAUGACUUCCUGGUCUAUGAUAGGUGUGGUCUGCUCACCUUCCACAUCGUACUGCCUUACAGUUACCUGCAUAACGUCUACGUAGAGGCCGCAAUCAGAGCCACUUAUCUUAAAAACAUCUGCAAUUGCUCUGCUAAUGCUACUUUAUCAAGUGGCAAGAACAGCCUCAUGAAUAACGUGACAACGGAUUUAAAUGUCAACCAGACCACAACAACUACAAUACCCACAAUUAAAACGGACAUGAAUAAUCCAGAGGGGGGAGAAACAGCUCCUAUGGCGAAUCAUCACCACAGCCAUCAUCAUCAUCAGCAUCAUCAUCAUCACCCUCAUCAUUCUCAUCACCACGAUCACCAAUAACACCAUCAUCACCAGAAUCAGUCCCAACAUUAGCAUGAAACAGGUCAGGAUACAACUCUUCAUGCUCUCAGUCACCAUCACCACCAUCCUCAGCAUCAUCUCCCCCAUCAUCAUCAUCAUCAUCAUCAUCAUCAUCAUCAUCAUCCGCAGCAGCAGCAGCAGCAGCAGCAGCAGCCUGGAAUGCACAGUCAUUCUGGUGAGAUGGAAGUGGAUAAUUAGGAUGCCAGGAGUGUUUUUACUAGCUUCUUCCCUCUUAUGUAGUAUUUUACUUUUGGUGAGAUGUUUUUUCUUUGAUGGCAGAACAAACAGCCAAACAGCAGUUCAUUGAAUCUCUUUGAGCAGUAAUCAGAUUGGUGGGUUUCUUUGCGAGCACCUCCACCCCUCAGUCCUCUGUGUGGACAACGUAGCCGGUGCGUCCCGGUCCUCUCCCAUUUAUGAAGUCUACGGUGUGAAACCUGCCUGCAGGAGGCCAUGGAUGGAUGUGUGUGUGUGGAGAGAUUGGGGUGCGCUGAUGGUUACUGUCACCCAGACAGAGUCAGAGGAUGUCGUACGAUGCUAACGAGCAAAACCUCAGUCAGAUUACUGUCCAAACAUUUUUCAUUUCUGGGAUCAGUUUCUUGAGCUGUCAGUCAUGUCUCCUUCUGCAUCUGGAAGUGAUAUGCUGUGCUAAUACAUAACUAUGUACAAAUAACAAGAGUUUGGAGUACUGUCCUUUAUUCAUUUGAAUGUGUGCAAGCAUUUUGGGAAGUGUCAUAAUAAAUUAGAUAAGUAUUCAAUUUAAUCAUUAUAAAUCACACCAGCAAUCAAAGUAUUUUUCACUUACUGGUACUGGUGUUAUUUGCAGAAUUACUGGAUUGACACACUGUACCGAUAAAUCAAUUUUGCAUAUUUGCUGUGGAUUUGAAACUUUGUCACUUCCAAUUAUAUAUCUGAAUAUAGAGUUAACCUUUAGAUUGCUUUUCUCCAUUAAAAGGAAAAUACAUUAAUGAAA
Messenger RNA from Anoplopoma fimbria (sablefish), 1884 nucleotides. It is a transcript of the gene selenop2, whose product is annotated as selenoprotein P2. NCBI's taxonomy places the organism in Eukaryota, Metazoa, Chordata, Actinopteri, Perciformes, Anoplopomatidae. The transcript is spliced from 5 exons. Gene Ontology annotation, biological process: selenium compound metabolic process. The record is from RefSeq and is a predicted model, not a curated record. Gene Ontology annotation, molecular function: selenium binding. Gene Ontology annotation, cellular component: extracellular region.